This is a messenger RNA of Podarcis raffonei (Aeolian wall lizard), 1810 nucleotides long. Its product is annotated as carbohydrate sulfotransferase 6-like. Gene Ontology annotation, molecular function: N-acetylglucosamine 6-O-sulfotransferase activity. Lineage: Eukaryota; Metazoa; Chordata; Lepidosauria; Squamata; Lacertidae. The transcript has a single exon. Gene Ontology annotation, biological process: N-acetylglucosamine metabolic process; keratan sulfate proteoglycan biosynthetic process. The record is from RefSeq and is a predicted model, not a curated record. Bases 20 to 1165 code for a protein of 381 amino acids.
CUCUCUUCCACCGGCAAAAAUGCUCAUCAGAAUCAACACCGCCCAGUUCCUCAUUGUCUUGGCGCUGCUGCUGCUGCUCUUGUUCUCAUCCUGGAGAAGGCUCAAGCCCCAGGAAGGAGUCUCGGCUCCCACCCAGACCCAUGUGCUGAUCCUUUCCAGCUGGCGCUCCGGCUCGACCUUCGCAGGGCAGCUCUUCAGCCAGAACCCCUCGGUCUUCUACAUGAUGGAGCCAGCCAAGCACGUGUGGCAUCGCCUGCCCUGGGGCAGCCCCGAACUCCUCCAGGGGCCCCUGAGGGACUUGCUGCGCUCCGUCUUCCUCUGUGACAUGGGGGCCCUCCUUGCCUACAUUGAGGAGCCCAGCAUGGUCUACCAGCUCUUCAUGUGGCCCAUGAGCAGGGCGCUCUGCUCCCCUCCGGCCUGCGAGGCCUUCCGACGCUCUGACAUCAUCGGGGUGAAGGAGUGCGAGUCCCGCUGUGGCCAAAUGCCCUUUGAGAAGAUUUCUGAGGCCUGUGCCACCUACAGCCACGUGGUGGUGAAAGCCAUCCGCUUCUUCCAGAUGGAAGCGCUUUACCCACUCCUGACAGAUCCCUCCCUCCGCCUCCGGGUGAUCCACUUGGUCAGGGACCCUCGUGCCGUGUACGCAUCCCGCCAAGCCGUGUCUCUUCACCCCGAUGACCUGGUCAUCGGCAACGCCAUCAACGGCACUCCCAGCACCCUCGGAGUCAUGCACAGGGUCUGCCGCGCCCAGGCCGAAAUGUACCUCACGGCCUUGCACCGCAUGCCUCCGGCCUUGAGGGGGCGAUACCUCCUGACACGGUAUGAAGACCUGGUGAGGGACCCUCUGGAGCACCUGGCCAAGUGGUACCAGUUCACCGGCCUGACUUCCUCCCAUAGGCUUGAGUCCUGGGUCUAUAACAUAACUCACUGGUCCACCGCCGACAGUGACCAGAAGCCUGGAAUCUCCAGUGUGGACCCCUUGGAGAUACAGAAAAAUGCCAAGGUGGCUUCCCAAGCUUGGAGGAAGCACCUCAGCUUCCAGGAGGUGCAAGACGUUCAAAGCAUCUGCAAGGAAGCCAUGGAAGUCUUUGGCUACAAGCCAGCUACAUCAGAGGAGGAGCAGAGAGAUUUGACAAAAGACCUUGUCCUUCCCAGGGGAAAAAAUUAAGUCCCAUGCAGAUGGGCUAUAAUGCAAGGGAGAAGAGGAAGGGUGAAGUGGAACAUAGCCACAGCCUCACCUUACACUGGGGGGGAGGGGAUCUCUGGAGAUAUUUGCCCAAAGAAUGCCCACUAUAUUCUACAAUGUUAACGUGCUGCAAUCUGUCCUCCAAUUUCCUCUGAAGUUUUAUUCCUCUGUGAAAGAGGUUCUAACUGAUUCUCACGGCACGUGCAAAUUCCAUUCGUAUUUUGGUGGGUGCGGGAUUUUCAGGGUACCUUGUUGUUGGGAGGUGGGUGGCUGAGGGUGGUGUGUGUUUUCCCCCCCUUCUGUUUCUCCAGCACUUGCAGCCACCCUGGCUGGCUGCACUUCCUAAUCUAAAAAAGCCCCUCCACCCUGGCCUUUCAACUAAAACACAAACACCUGGGAAGGCUGCCGAACACAGAACGGUGAUGCGAUGAUUUGCAGAAUAGGAGAAAGAACAUUGGCAAACACCCCUUGGUCAUCUCAGAAGGAAGGUAAGCACAGGGUGAGGAAGUGAGAACUUGUCUCCCGUCAUAAAGACUUCACCAAAUUCUUCUCUCCCUUCCAAUCAUUUUCAGACAUAAGUUCUCAUCUCAUUAAUUGAUGGAGAACGGUUGAAAAUACAGAUUUUUU